GGACCAUCUUGUUGAGACUGGCUCUGUGCACACUUGCUGGUUUAUGGGUGUGGGGUUUUGGCCCAUGCUGUCAGUGAUGCUGACCCUUCUAAACAGCUGGAGCCAUACAUGGAUGAGAACUUCGUUUCAAGAGCCUUUGCCACCAUGGGAGAACUUGUUCUGAGUGUAAAAAUCAUCCGAAAUAGAUUGACAGGAAUUCCAGCAGGCUAAUGCUUUGUAGAAUUUGCAGAUCUGGCUACUGCAGAGAAGUGUUUACACAAAAUCAAUGGAAAACCGCUUCCUGGUGCCACACCAUUUCUGUUUAUCCUUGUUGCAGGCAAAGCGAUUUAAACUGAACUAUGCAACAUAUGGAAAACAGCCUGAUAACAGUCCAGAAUACUCACUCUUUGUGGGAGAUCUGACCCCUGAUGUCGAUGAUGGCAUGUUAUAUGAGUUUUUUGUUAAGGUUUAUCCAUCAUGUAGAGGUGGCAAAGUUGUUUUGGACCAGACUGGAGUUUCCAAAGGUUAUGGGUUUGUGAAAUUCACGGACGAGCUGGAACAGAAAAGAGCCCUGACAGAGUGCCAAGGGGCUGUGGGAUUGGGCUCUAAACCCGUACGCUUGAGUGUGGCCAUACCAAAAGCUAACCGUGUGAAGACGGUGGAGUACAAUCAGAUGUACAACUAUAAUUAUAACCAGUAUUACCAACAAUAUCAGAACUACUAUGCCCAGUGGGGAUACGACCAGAACACAGGCAGUUAUAGCUACAGCUAUCCCCAGUAUGGAUACACACAGAGCACCAUGCAGACAUAUGAAGAAGUUGGUGAGGAUGCAUUGGAAGAUCCAAUGCCUCAGAUGGAUGUGACAGAAGCAAACAAACAGUUUAUGGAACAGAGUGAAGAACUCUAUGAUGCCUUGAUGGACUGUCACUGGCAGCCUUUGGACACUGUCUCUUCAGAGAUUCCAGCCAUAUUAUAGCCUCAUUGCAGAGGCAUUGUCUCUACAUGACAAGCCAGCGGGCACCAGACUCCUACGCUGCACCUGGAACCUGCAGUAGUGAAGGGAUGGCCCCUCUUCCACCCAGGUCUCUGACUCAAAGUACAGGGAGACUGUGGCAUUUCCUGUGCACAAUGAGUAUUGGAGGAGCAUCGUGGUAGCUUUUAUUCAUGGUGAAAAUUAGAACUGCAACAGUUUUAUUCCUUUGGUCUUGAAAUGAACUCUUAAUACUUCUUGGGGAAUUGUAAUUUAUAAACUUUAAACAAGAUGGCACAGGGGAAAGACUCUUCUCCAAUAUACAAUAAAAAAAAAAAUUGGUCUUUUAAGUAAAAUUAUCCUUUGCAUUUUG
Messenger RNA from Chelonoidis abingdonii (Abingdon island giant tortoise), 1322 nucleotides. RefSeq names its product tRNA selenocysteine 1 associated protein 1 (gene TRNAU1AP). Gene Ontology annotation, molecular function: tRNA binding. Gene Ontology annotation, biological process: selenocysteine incorporation. Gene Ontology annotation, cellular component: nucleus. Lineage: Eukaryota; Metazoa; Chordata; Testudines; Testudinidae. The record is from RefSeq and is a predicted model, not a curated record.